AUGGAGUUCCCCACGGCCAGCAGCGUGGAGGGCAGCGUUGAAAGCAGCCAACGGCAGCAGCAGCAGCAGCAGCAGCAAUUGACGUCUAUGGAAUGCGACUCUCCUGCACUGUCGACUGGGGCUUGGGGUCUGGCGGUGCCGCAGCAGCAGCAGCGCAGCAGCAGCUUCUCUCAGCAGCCUCAAGCCUCUGCAUUCCCCUACACCUCUCAGACGCAGCAACCGCGGGCCGAACAGCAGCAGCAGCAGCAGGAGCAGCAGCAGGAGCAGCAGGAGCAGCAGGAUCCUGCUGCUACUGUUGCUGUUUGUGGGCGUUUCUUUCUUGAAUAUAUCAUCAUAGAAAACUUCAAAUCCUAUAAAGGCAAACACAUCAUUGGGCCCCUACAGAGCAGUGUAGCCAUCAUCGGGGCUAACGGCUCAGGGAAGAGCAACAUCGCGGAUGCUAUAUGUUUUGGUCUCGGCGUCAACGGCCGCAGCAUCCGCACGAAUGCCCUCACAGAUCUGCGGCAUGCAGCAGCAGAAGAAGAGCACAGACCCCUCACUGCGGUGUCUCUACACUUUCGUCGUCGUGUUGCUGCUGGUGCUGAGGGAGAUGCGUUGCUGCUGCGGCGGCAGAUCAGCAGCAGCAGCAGCAGCAGCUGUACAUACACCGUAGAUGGAAAGCGAGUAACAGCAGAAGAAUAUAUGCGAGUGCUCAGAGAUAAGCUGUCUUUGGCGCCCCACACGAUGGCUGCUUCUUUGCUGCUGCAGGGGGAUUCGUCUGUGACAGCCGCCGCUCGAUCGCCGCUAGAGCUCACCCGCCUUAUAGAGCGCGUUGGCAGCAGUGAAGAGUGGGCGCAACAGUUCGCUGCAGCAGCAGCAGCAGCAGCAGCACUGCAUGCAGAAGCUCGUCAGACAUUCAGCAGCAAACAGCAGCUGCUGGCAUCCCUGCGUGUGCUGCGGGCGCAGCAGCGCGAAGUUAAAACCUUUAAAGAGAUGCAGCAGCAACAUCUGUUUGCUGCUGAAUGCCGGCAGCAGCAGCAGCAGCAGCAGACCGAGAAGGAGACACAGCGCGCUGACUUGCUGCUGCAGCAGCUGCAGCAGCAACUGCAGCAAGCAGAAGCAGCAGAUAGACAACGAAUUUCCCUCUCCCUUCAACUCGAGCAGAAAAAAACACUAGCAGAAAAAAGCGCAAUGAAAACAAACAUGCUCCGCAACGGGCUGGCGGAGUGUCUGGAGCGGCUGCGGUUUGCUGAGCAGCAGCAGCAGCAGCAGCAGCAGAAGCUGCAGCAGAAGCAAGAGGAAUGCCGCUCGUUGAAGGCUCUAGAAACAGAACUAUCCUCCGCGGUGAUUCGCCUCUGUGAUGAGCAGCAGCAAAUAAAAGAUGCUGCUGAAAAGAGAGAACUCCUGCUGCAGCAGAAGCUAUCCAAAGAGCAGCAGCAGCAGCUGCUGCUGCUGCAGCAGCAAGCCGACAGCAGAUUGACGGAACUGAAGCAGCAAAUGACAAGGAAGCAGCCGCUGCUGCAGCAAGCUACAAGCGCAUUAGACAUUUCGGAGAGAGAAUGCCUUGAGCUAGAGCGCCGCAUCGGCUGUCUGCGCGAAUUGGCGGUGCGUAGCAGCAAACCCUCCCUGAGGGAGGAAGCAAAACAAAAACAAACAGCAGCUGCGGAGACACUGCAGCAGCUGCUAGCGGACGCAGCAAACGUGAAGGCGUCUCUAAAGGAAGCGACAGAAACUGCAAAUGCGAGUUCAAGCCGGCGUGAGGAGCUGCUGCAGCUUCAAGCGGAGCUGCAGCAGCAGCUGUCUUUGUUUGUGCUGUCGGACUGUAUCGUUGUUCCUUCUCUGCUGGUGGCGCAGCAGCUGCGGUCUUCGCAUUUUCCUUACUAUCGCUUUGUUACUUUUGAGGGGGAGCGGCUGCAGCACAGCGGGGUGUAUUCUAUAGAUACUGCUGCUGCUGCUGCUGCUCCUGCUGCUGCUGGUAGUUCUGCUGCUGCUGCUGCCGUGGCAGCGGGACGCACGCAUGCACUGCAGCACGCCGAGCUGCUGCAGAGAGCUGAAGAAGUUGCUGCAGAACUACAUAAAAUCGAUGCGCUUGAGAGCGGCAGCGGGGAGUUCGUCAGCAGGAAGCAGCAGCAGCUGGAGAGGCUGCACAGGCUGUCCUUGCAGCAGCAGACAAAGCAAAAGGCAUGGGAGCAGCAGCAAGAGCAGCAGCAGCAGCAACUGCAGCAGCUGCAGCAGCAGCACGCACAGCUGCAGCAACGCUGCGAGCAGCAAAGGCAGCGGACCGCCGCCCUAGCAAAAGAAGUUGAGGAGGAAGCAUCUGCUGACGCACAGGCAGCAGCAAUGGUUGGAUUUGGUAAGGGGUUGAAGCUGCCUCAGGCGGAGCUGCGGGAGCUGCUGCUGCAGCAGCAGCAACAGCAGCAGCAGCGAAGUGCAGCAGCAAAAUUGCAUGUGCAGCAGCUGCGGCUGGAAGCAGAACUGAAGGACUGCCGGAGCCGGCUUGAGGCUGCUGUAGCAGCAGCAGAAGCAGCAGCAGCAGCAGCGCAGCAGCAGCAGCAAGAGCAGCAUGCAGUGCAGCAGCUAGCCACAUAUGAGCGACAGCUAGCUGAGGCAGAGCAGCAGCACGAAGAGCGGCAGCAGCAGCAGCAGCAGCAGCAGCAACUGUUGCAGCAGGUGGGGAGGGAGCUGCAGCAGCUACGCGGGGAGUCAGACCGACUGCUGCGAGAGAAAGCUGAAGCCGCCGCUGCUGCUGCUUCUGCAAGGCAGCAGCAGCAGCAACAGCAGCAGCAAAUCCUUCAUCUGCUGCGACAAGCAGACGCUAUUGGUUUGGAGCUCCCCCUCAAGCGAGGGACGUGGAAAGAUGUGCAGCAAUUCAUCAAUGACGCUGAUCGCCAGCAGCAGCAGCAGCAGCAACAGCAGCAGCAGCAGCAGCAGCAGAGCCUUGAGGGAUUGCGAUGCUUUUCGUUUGACUGGGAUGCGCUUCCUGCCGAAAAACGAACAAUGAUAGAAAGAGAGAACGGCAGUGGGGCGCGGGUGCAGCAGGAGCUACAGCGGCUGCGGGAGCAGCAGCAAAAGCUGCAGCAGCAGCUGCAGCAGCUGAAUCCAAAUUUUAAGGUCGAGGAGAAGCUUGAGGAGGUUGAGGCGAAGGUACAGCAACAAGAGGAACUGCAGCAGCAGCAGCGGAAUGCAGCAGCAGAAGCAGAAGCAAAACUAAAAACAUUACGCAGCCAACGGCGUGAAGCCUUUAUGAAAUGCUUUAUACAUUGCCAGAAUGUAUUGAAUCUUAUCUUUGCUCAUCUAUCAGCUGGAGGACCUCUACAAGAACAGCAGCAACAGCAGCAGCAACAGCAGCAGCAGCAGCAACAGCAGCAGCAAGGGGUGGCAUCGGAUAUGCUGAUGCUUGAAGAUCAUAUGCAGGAGCCAUGGCAGCAGCAGCAGCAACAGCAGCAGCAGCAGCGGCAACAGCAGUUUGAGGCUGGAGGGGCUCAGGCGUUUCUUGACCUUGAAAGCUCAGCAGCAUUCACCAGGGACGAAGAGCCAUUCAACUGCGGUGUUUCUUUGAUUUGCAAAUUUCCCACCAAAAGAUUUAUGCCAUUUCAGCAGCUCAGCGGUGGCGAGCAGCAUGUUGCUGGUUUGUCUCUAGCGUUAGCUUUGUCUUCAUUCAACUCUAAGGUACCGUUUUUACUAUUGGAUGAAAUCGACGCCCAUUUAGAUAAAACCCGCUUAAGUCGAUUGGCGACACUUUUGAGAGAAAUUUCAGGAGGAAAUAAAAUUCAGUGUUUAUUCAUUACGCAUAAAGAAAGGUUGUUUACAGCAGCUGAUUUGUUAGUGGGUGUGGUGGAGGACACUGCGCCUUCUUCGUCGCGUUGCUUUUUAUUUGAUGUUCGACCGUACAGACACCGCGAGCCACCGUGCCCAGCGAACUGA
Messenger RNA from Eimeria mitis, 3903 nucleotides. RefSeq names its product chromosome segregation protein smc1, putative. The transcript has 20 exons. Lineage: Eukaryota; Apicomplexa; Conoidasida; Eucoccidiorida; Eimeriidae. Gene Ontology annotation, molecular function: DNA binding. The record is from RefSeq and is a predicted model, not a curated record. Gene Ontology annotation, biological process: sister chromatid cohesion. Bases 1 to 3903 code for a protein of 1300 amino acids. Gene Ontology annotation, cellular component: nucleus; cohesin complex.